Clonostachys solani is the source of this 786-nucleotide messenger RNA. The record is from the annotation of a GenBank genome assembly. Lineage: Eukaryota; Fungi; Ascomycota; Sordariomycetes; Hypocreales; Bionectriaceae.
AUGAUCUCUGCUGAGUGUUCCUGCCACUACAGCGGGAGCGCUUCCUCGGCUACAGCUACAGCCACGACCAAGACCACGACCACUGGGGGUGGUGGCACGGUUCCAACUGGCGUCACUACGACUUUGCCUGCCUCUGCAGGAGCCACGUCGACCAGCAAGGCCAUCACGGUGAGUGGUUCAUUCGACGGUGGAAUGAAGAAGUAUGAUCGCAGCCCCAAGGUCUGUGCAGAGCAAGACGAAACCGGAGAGGCAGACGCAAUGUUUGUUUUGGAGGAUGGUGCUACCCUCUCGAACGUGAUUAUCGGACCUGAUCAGGCUGAGGGCGUGCACUGCAAGGGAACAUGUACACUCAACAACGUCUGGUGGGCCGAUGUUUGUGAAGACGCUCUUACGCUCAAGCAAUCCAGCGGCACUUCCUACGUUAAUGGCGGAGGUGCAUUCAAGGCUGCAGACAAGAUCAUCCAAUUCAACGGAAGGGGCACAGUCCAGAUCCAGAACUUCUACGCCAAUGAUUACGGCAAGGUGGUGCGAAGUUGCGGCAACUGCUCCGGCAACGGCGGCCCUCGUAACAUCAUCAUGAACAACGUGGUUGCUGUUGACGGUGGUGUGCUUUGCGGCAUCAACACUAAUUAUGGCGACACCUGCGUCAUGACGAACUGUUGCCAAGACGAUGGCAAGUCUUGCGACCGCUACACUGGAAACUCGGAUGGCAGUGAGCCGAGCAAGAUUGGGUCUGGGCCGGAUGGCACGUACUGCAAGGUUUCGGGGGCCACUACUAAUUGUUGA